CUUGGAGAAAAUAUCAAAAGACUCCAUUGUCUUCUCUUAGGGCUCUACAGCAGAAGCUCAGAUUCGAAGAACAAUCACAACGAAUUCCUCAAAAUUGCCUUGUAAAUUCUAGGAGGUCGAGAAGGCGAGAUGCUAGGAGAAUGUGGGAGGAUAUCAGAGAUAGAGAAACCGGUCGAAUUCGUUCUAAUUCCUUCGCCAAUCGAUUCAAAUCCCAUCGGGUCUCGUCCCUCCAGCUCUCGAAUCGCAAAGACUUUGUCUCUCCUCAUCGUGGCUCCGUCAAUUCGCUCCAGGUUGAUUUGACAGAGGGGAGAUAUUUGCUCUCUGGAGCAUCAGAUGCUUCAGCUGCUGUGUUUGAUGUUCAGCGGGCCACUGAUUACGAGGCAAGUGGUCUUAUUGCGAAGCACAAGUGUAUAUUUACUGUCGACAAGCAACAUGAAAAUGGACAUAAAUAUGCCGUAUCCUCUGCCAUAUGGUAUCCCAUUGACACAGGGCUGUUCGUUACAGGUUCAUAUGACCAUUACGUAAAAGUCUGGGAUACAAAUACCGCACAGGCGGUUGUGGAUUUUAAAAUGCCGGGAAAGGUGUAUAAGACUGCCAUGUCUUCCUUGGCAAUGUCUCACACAUUAAUUGCGGCUGGAACUGAAGAUGUACAGGUUCGCCUCUGUGAUAUAGCUUCCGGGGCUUUCGCUCACACGUUAUCUGGUCACCGUGAUGGUGUAAUGUCUGUGGAAUGGUCUACUUCUAGUGAGUGGGUAUUGUUUACCGGAGGACGUGAUGGUGCAAUACGUUUUUGGGACAUUCGGCGUGCUGGAUGUUUUCGUGUUCUAGAUCAAUCACAGACACAACUUGGUAGACGCCCACCUAUUCUAAAGCGUGCAGCAGUUAACAGUAAGGUUUCAGCAUCAAAAUCUUCAUCUGGAGGUCAAAAUCUUCAUGUAAGGUCAAAGGCGCAAAGGAAACAUUCAGACAGCCAGAUUUUUAGGGGAUCAUCUAGUGGUAAAUCUUCAGUGGACAGAACUGGUCGAAAAGAAAAGAGACUUCACCCUGGAAUGUUAUCUAGUCUAGAUCGGGCUACUGCUCAUUAUGGCGUUGUUACGAGCUUAAAAGCAACUAAUGAUGGGAUGUACCUUCUUAGUGCAGGGUCGGAUUCGAGAAUAAGAUUGUGGGAUAUUGAAUCUGGAUGCAAUACCCUUCUGAACUUUGAGACUGGACGCUUGCAGACUAACAAGGCAACUGAGUUAGCCACUAGUGAUGAACCAGCUCUGGUUUUUGUUCCAUGCAUGAAAACUGUCAAGGCUUUUGACAUUUGGUCGGGUAAAACAACGCUGGCAUUUCGUGGGCACUACGACGUCGUCAACUGUUGCUGGUUCGAUUCCCUUAAUCAGGAACUGUACACAGGAGGAACCGAUAGACAAAUACUCACAUGGUCGUCACCAUACGGAUCCAGCGCAGAUGAGAUGGAAAUGGACACUGUGGCAGAAGACAAGGAUAACUGGAGCGACUGAGAGAAGAAGAGCUCGUUACUCCAAUAUGUGUUUACGUUUUGAUUCUCUCCCCCAAUGUGUUUUUUGUUUCCACUCUCUAAUGGGGUUUGGUCGGAAAAUCACAACUAUGAAACAGUUGACAGCAACUACAUUUUUUUUCCGUCAUUGAAGUCGUACUUGAAUACGUACAUGUUGCUGAGUUUUUGUAAUUUAAUUGGCCUUUUUGGUUAAUAAAUGGGUUUCUCAUUGUCCUUUU
Messenger RNA from Tarenaya hassleriana, 1740 nucleotides. Its product is annotated as DNA excision repair protein ERCC-8. The transcript has 9 exons. Gene Ontology annotation, molecular function: protein binding. The coding region runs from base 141 to 1505 and encodes 454 amino acids. The record is from RefSeq and is a predicted model, not a curated record. Lineage: Eukaryota; Viridiplantae; Streptophyta; Magnoliopsida; Brassicales; Cleomaceae. Gene Ontology annotation, cellular component: nucleotide-excision repair complex; Cul4A-RING E3 ubiquitin ligase complex. Gene Ontology annotation, biological process: transcription-coupled nucleotide-excision repair; protein polyubiquitination; proteasome-mediated ubiquitin-dependent protein catabolic process.